AUUACAUUUGCAACAACAACAAAAUAUAGUGAAGGAUAUAGCAAUGAGAGAUUACUGGAGAGACUCUAUAAGACAGUUUCCGAGGAAGUGCAGUGCGUAAAACCGCAGACUGUUGUCCAAUUCAGAUAUGUUGUACUCUUUGAUCCGAGAAAAAGAUGGUGUAAACCAAAAUGGAACAUUUCAAAGUCUGAAAAGAGAGAUUGAAUCAGCUCCAAGGCAUAAGGGAAACCCGCUAAUUCAGCAAGACUGUUUAAUUUCCUAUAAAUAUUCUAUUUUUAUUUUCUUUUCAGAUAUUUAUUCAUCACUUAUCAGCGAUUUGACGAGAAGAGCUUUUUGGUUUCUGCGAAUCAUCCAAAAUCCGCCAUGGAAGCAACUACAAGAAUCUUGAGUACUUCUUCUGCUCUCAAUCGUCUUCUUCUUCUCAGUAAGCUCAAUCUAAAAUCAGAUCCCCGUAAUAUCAAUUCCACAAAUCAGCUACUACACAAUGCCGUUACCCGAAAAUCCUCUAUCUCCGCCGCUCGUAUACGGUGCUCUUCGCUCCCUGCGAAUGCGAAUCUCUUCAGAUCACUCUUCUUCCUAACGUCAACGUUUCGUCUCGAGAACACCGCCGUUCACGCUAAUCCAUUCCGAUCCGAACCUAACGACGGCGUCGCCGUCUGGAACAGAGCUCCACGGAUCGUGAACGGAGGUGGAAACGCGGCGAUAUUCGGCGGGAACGAGGGGAAAGAGACGACGGUGGUUCUCCUUGGUUGGCUAGGAGCGAAAGCUAAACAUCUAAGGAGAUACGUUGAGUGGUACAACUCCAGGGGAAUUAACGCCGUUACUUUCACUGUUGACGUUAGGGAUUUGCUCCGGUUAGAUCUUGGUCGGCGGCUUGAACGAAGGAUAGCUGAAUUUGGGAAUGAAUUGGUUAAUUGGGUAUCGGAGAAAGAAGAUGAUGGUAGAGAGAAAUGCUUGGUGUUUCACAGUUUCAGUAACACUGGUUGGCUUGUAUAUGGUGCCUUGCUAGAGAGCUUCAUUGGUAGACAAGAUUUAGUAGAAAGGAUUAAGGGUUGUAUCAUUGACUCGGGAGGAGCAGAUCCUCUUGAUACUAAGAUUUGGGCAGCGGGGUUUACCGCGGCUAUACUGAAGAAGCGUAGCUCCACCAUAACCACAGAACCAAACAGUCCCAUAAAAGAAGAGGAUGCUUCAACACCACAAAAGAAGGAACCUUUAGGAAUCGAAAACAUAAUGCUAUCAUCUCUGGAGAAACUCUUCCCCAUCUUCUUAAACCACCCAGACGUCAAUACGAGGCUAACAAAAAUCAUUCAAAAACUAUAUGAGAACCAUCCUCCAUGUCCUCAGCUCUAUCUUUACAGCUCCGGGGACAAAGUUGUUCCAUCUCAUUCCGUUGAGCUCCGCAUCCGAGAACAACAGAAGAUUGGAAGAAAGAUACAUUCUUUCAAUUUCAAGUCCUCUCCUCACGUGGAUCAUUACCGGAACUUUCCUGACUUGUAUUCCUCACAGCUUCAAAACUUCUUGCAAGAAUGCUUCACACCAACAAAACAACAAGCUCUGUGACUUUGGAACAUCUUUUUUUGCAGAAUAUUUGUAGCCUUGGUUUGUUUGUUUGUUUUCUCCUCAAAAGUUGUUUAUUAUUGAUGAUAGAACAAGAUAAUCCGAAGGAGACAGAAACUCCAAACUGUGUCGACGAGCUACUGAGCAGAGAUAGUUUCUGAAACUCUUAGAUUGUUGUUGCUAGUUUGGCUUCAUAUGUGAAACUUGACCGAUGCUCGGACAAAGAAAAAAUGUAAACCUAUUUCAUUCCCUUGUUCAACGGUGUGGUCUACCCCUUCCUCAAAC
Messenger RNA from Arabidopsis thaliana (thale cress), 1842 nucleotides. RefSeq names its product alpha/beta-Hydrolases superfamily protein. NCBI's taxonomy places the organism in Eukaryota, Viridiplantae, Streptophyta, Magnoliopsida, Brassicales, Brassicaceae. The transcript has 4 exons. Bases 364 to 1560 code for a protein of 398 amino acids. The record is from RefSeq and is marked reviewed.